Pteropus alecto (black flying fox) is the source of this 1064-nucleotide messenger RNA. It is a transcript of the gene POU5F2, whose product is annotated as POU domain class 5, transcription factor 2. NCBI's taxonomy places the organism in Eukaryota, Metazoa, Chordata, Mammalia, Chiroptera, Pteropodidae. Bases 1 to 1008 code for a protein of 335 amino acids. Gene Ontology annotation, molecular function: DNA-binding transcription factor activity, RNA polymerase II-specific; RNA polymerase II cis-regulatory region sequence-specific DNA binding. Gene Ontology annotation, biological process: regulation of transcription by RNA polymerase II. The transcript has a single exon. The record is from RefSeq and is a predicted model, not a curated record.
AUGGCCGGACACAGGCCCUCAGACAUGCCCCAGCUGCCAAUUAGUGUUGGGGGCGGGCCCAGAGAACCAGUGCUGGAGCAGAUUGACACUCCGAUCUGGUUGAGUGCCCAGGCUGCCCCCGGCAGCCUGAUGGUCCGGCCGAGAGUUUGCCCAGGCCCUGAGGUGUGGGGAGUGCCCCUGGGUCCCCUGCCAUAUGAAUUCCUGGGUGAGAUGGUGCACUGCGGGCCCCGGGUCACAGCUGGCCAGGUGGGGACCUGGUUCCAGAGCCCCUCGGAGGGCACUUCCCAUGGGCCCUACCUCGUCCUACGGUGCAUCCCAAGCUUGUCGCUUCCUGAGGACAGCUUGGCCAUAGAGAAAGAGAUGGAGCAGCUGGCCAGGGAGCUGAGACAGAGGAGGAGAACCCUCGGGUACUCGCAGGCCGACGUGGGGUUCGCAGUGGGUGCUCUUUGUGGAAAGGUGCUUAGCCAGACAACCAUAUGCCGCUUCGAGGCCCAGCAGCUCAGCCUGACCAACAUGUGGAAGCUACGACCACUACUGAAAAUGUGGCUGGAGGAAGUGGACACCAAGAACCUUCUGGGCUUAUGCAAAAUGGAGAUGAUCCUGCAGCAGGCUCGGAAGCGGAGACGCGCAAGCAGGGAGAGACGCAUCGGAAACAGCCUGGAGAAACUCUUCCUGCAGUGCCCGAAGCCCACCCCCCAGCAAAUCAGUCACCUCUCUGGGCAGCUGCAGCUGCAGAAGGACCUGGUCCAAGUUUGGUUCUAUAACCGCAGCAAGAUGGGCAAUGUGCCAACCAGUGAUUUCUCCUCAUUGGAGAGUGCGGGGGUUGCCAGGCCUCCCUUCUCAGGGGGACCAGUGUGCUUUCCCCUGGCUUCAGGGCUCCGUUUUAGUACCCUUGACCUUGGGGUACCCUGCUUUACACCCUUGUACUCCUCAGCCCCUUUGCUUGAGGGAGGAACCCUCCUCGCUGCCCCCACCACCACUCUGGGCCUCCCCAGGCUUUCCAACUGAGGGGCCUGCCUUUCUGGGGCAGACCAAGCUGGGGAAACUGGUCCCUGGGGUUUAUU